AUGCCCACUAUUAUUAUUGACGAUCUCACUGUGCGCCUCGCCUCUGAGCUGCAGAAUACAUUUAAUCCCACUUAUGCAUUUGGCGGUAAGAGCCACGGCGGGUCGUUGGCAUUACGCGAAAUACCAAGCGGUCAUUUACUUCUCCCAUAUGAUGCUGAGGGAAAUGUCAUCGUCACACCAGGCCGCCGCUAUCAACUCGUUCUCAUCACAGAACGAAAGGCUACACAGGAGAAUAUGAACCACACACCACAACAACAGCAACAACAAUCAAAACAACAGGAAAAGGAACAACAACAACAACAACAAUCAAAUCAACAAGAACAACAACAACAACAACAAAGGAAUCAUGUAAACCCUGAAGCGGAAAAGGAAAGACAGAAGCGGAUGAGAGAAAACAAUAAUAAAGAAGAUGAAGCCAUCUCAAUCAUCGCUAAUGGUGAGAAAAAGAAGCGAGAACGAAAACAGAAAAAUGAUGUCUCUGCUCCAAUUCCUGAAGAGACAUCGCAAACAAAAGAUAAACGAGAAAAGAAGGAAACAACAACGACUCGUCAUGUUGUAGGUAUGAAUGACGAUAAUGUACCACUUUAUCAGAGAGUUGGAGAAAUACGCUCCAAUAACACUACUGAAGAUAAUAAGAGUCCUCUUCCUUCCACUAAUACUAAUACUACUAAUACUAAUCAAACUGCUACUGCUACUGCUACUGCUACUGCUACUAAUGCUACUACUCCUAUUGUUUCCACUGUGCGUAAACCCUCACCGGAUUCUCGCUCUGUUAGUACUGAUAACUCUCCAAAGAGUCGUGUGGCCACGAGAGCCCCGUCUAGCUCUUCUUCCUCUUCUGUUGAUAAUAAUAAUAAUAAGAAGAAUACUAAUAAUCAUCGUCAGUACAACAACAAUAAUAAAAAUAAUAAUAAUAAUGAUAAUAUCCCAUUAUCAGCCUCCUAUGCAAAUCACCACCAGCAGCAACAACAAACACAGACACAGAAAGAAAAGCAACAAAAACAACAACAAGAACAUGAUUCCACACCUCUUAUUGCUGUUGCUGCUGCGGGUAGUCAAGUGCAGAAACCAUCGACUCGCCGUCAGACUAAACCCCCGCGUCGUGCGCCAAUAGCAACUCCCACUACGAGUGAUUCAGAUUAA
Molecule: messenger RNA, 1143 nt
Organism: Trypanosoma theileri
Lineage: Eukaryota; Euglenozoa; Kinetoplastea; Trypanosomatida; Trypanosomatidae
Exons: 1
Coding region: 1-1143 (380 amino acids)
Source: RefSeq, a predicted model, not a curated record